This is a messenger RNA of Cooperia oncophora, 450 nucleotides long. NCBI's taxonomy places the organism in Eukaryota, Metazoa, Nematoda, Chromadorea, Rhabditida, Trichostrongylidae. The record is from the annotation of a GenBank genome assembly.
AUGUUUGUCAUAAAAAAAGGUUUGACUGAUAUAGCUCUGGCAAUACUACAUCACAUAACAACCAAUGAAUUAUUUCAGGUGGAAUCUGAAGGGAGAUUUUUGAUAUACACUGUUGAAGUAUUACCGGAAGGCUGUUCUAACUCUAAUAUAGUGAAGGUGCUGCACAUGACAAGUUGGCCAGACCGUGGACUUCCAAUGAGCGGCCGACAUGUGCUGCGACUUAUACGGCAAGUCAAUGGUGACAAGCUGGACAAUGGACCUAUAGUUAUGCACUGCUCGGCUGGAAUUGGUCGCACCGGAACAAUCAUUCUCAUCGACGUCAUUUUGCGCAGAUUGUUCAGCGCUAGGGAAGUUGAUGUAUGUCAAAAUUUUCAGUUUACGUUUCCUUCGUACGAACGAUCUCCGGGAUGGUUUUCAGAUGGUCGACCUAUUCAGACAACUUCGAAACCA